AAGCUUUUCAACUCAUCUUAUAUAUUUGGUAGAGAAUUUUGUUCUUUGCGCUGCUUGUGUCCUACGUACUUGAACCGCAACCACUGAGCAAGCGCUUCCCCUUUAGUUGUCUACUGCAUACCCAGCCUGCCCUUGCUGCCCAUCCGGCACACAACAUAAUGACACACCAUCUCUCCGACAUUCUCGGAAUCUACCCAGAAAGCCAGCCCUGCGUUGGCUGGGCGCCCUCACAGGGCCGUCACUGCCGCAACCCCACAAACGCCAGAAACCGCCGACAUGCAGUUUCCCUUCUGGACCAAGGGACCCGCUUGCUCAAAGCCGGCCGGUCUAUUGAUCAUGUACUGGAGGAGUUGGCUCCUCUCGUCCUCUGCCUACAUUAUCACCAGAACCAAGCUGCUGGCCUAACUAAUACUUGGGUCUCUCGAGUCGAUGAAUACAUCGCUAAACAUUCGUCUCCUUCUAUGAGCUCGCCGAGUAGAUCGAUGCCUCAGCGAUCACCGUCACCAAGGAUACGUGAUGAAACAAGUGUAAUAGAGAAUAGACUUGCGGAACUCGAAAGGAAGAUGCAGGAUGCAAUUCGUAAGGCAGAGCGAGCGGAGCGGGAGAAAGAGCGGGCGAAGAGAGACGCAGAGCGCACUAGACGAGACACUGAAGACAUGGUCAGAAGAAGUGCGGCUAUGGGGUAUGCCCGAGGACAGGAGGAAGCGAGAAGAAGAGCCUCUCCUUCUCCUACUGUCGAGACUGAAUCUACUACGGUGGAACACAAUGAGGCAUACGGGUUCCAGAGGGACUCGGUGUCGAGUGGCUUGCUGUCUUCACGCAGGCAGGAUGCCCGUGGAGGAAGUGUUGAGACGACCUUGCAGGUCAACACUUCUACCAGCACGAACGUGCAACUACGCAGAAGCACGAUCGUUAGCACAACCAGGGUCCAGAGGAUAAGCGAUGGCCCAGCUACUCCUGCUCAAGCUGAACGACGUGCUGCUACCCCGAGCUCUGUGUCCAGGGUAGGUGAGAUCGGUGAUACUAGCGAUGUGCUAGCUACUCCAUCCCCUGACCAGCAAAGCAACGGCAAUGCAAGCUCCAGUCCCAGCACUACGAGCACUAGAAGAGCAAUUAGCCUUCCUAGCGCAGAAACCGAUUCUGCCAAUACCACAACUACACCCAACAGUGAAGAGCGUCCUUCAUCCACCAACACCCAAGAAUCUGAAUCCAACCCUUUCACAGAAACCUCAGAAACCACCACCCCAAGCCAUCAACUCCCCAGUCUUCCUACCUUAAACAACGAAGAAUCUCGCUCUACUCCCACGGACACCCCAGAAUCCACAACCACCCCAGAACCCACCACCCAGCCUACCCCUACCUCCACUCCACCCACAAUCUCAGAAUGCGGCAUCACCCGCCACCCCAUCGAAGGCGACUGCUGCAUAUGCCUCUGCGCUCUACAAAAGGAGUCUACCGAACACAACCAUACCUCUGAUGACGACACCUCUCUCGUCUGGUGCCAGAAGCAAUGCGGAAACAACUUCCACCGCGAGUGUAUGGAUCGGUGGAUAGCUUCGGCGUUGGAGGGUGAUCGGCAGACGAGUUGUCCGAUGUGUCGGGGGAAGUGGUAGUGGUCUUUCUUUUCCCUUGAGUCGUGAUUUUGUGGUUUGGUUGUUUGUUGGGUGGUAGGGUCGGAAUUUGGGAUAUAUUCCUGUUGGUUAUUGCAUGAGUUAUGAUUUAUGAUGUUAUGAGUUGAUUUGAUGUGAUGUGAUGUGAUAUCAUUGGUUAUAUUUGUUUGUUUGAUUGUUGGUGUUUUUGGGUAAUACCUUAAUGGCUACUAGCUCGUUGAUACUAUCUAUUAUAAUAUUCAGG
Molecule: messenger RNA, 1854 nt
Organism: Aspergillus neoniger CBS 115656
Lineage: Eukaryota; Fungi; Ascomycota; Eurotiomycetes; Eurotiales; Aspergillaceae
Exons: 1
Coding region: 159-1613 (484 amino acids)
Molecular function (GO): ubiquitin protein ligase activity
Source: RefSeq, a predicted model, not a curated record